AUGAAUAGUUUGGUGUACAUCAUGUACAACAAGAAGCUGAAAAAUAAGUUUAUCAAGAAGAAAAAGCUAUCGGAUGAAGUUGAUCCCCUACUUGUUGAAGAAUUGCCUUCUGAUGAUGAAUGGGUAGCCGACCCAAAUGAUGAUGAAGCCGACAAUGGUGGUGAAAGUGAAAAUGGCGGAGAAAUUGGUGGAGAAAUUGGUGAUGGAGGUGAAUGUUCAACAUCAAGAAUGAGGAAGGAUGUUGAAUUUCAUUUGAUUGAUGAAGAGGACGUGGAAGAUGAUGAUGAUGUUUGCAUUAUGUGA
Messenger RNA from Lactuca virosa, 303 nucleotides. NCBI's taxonomy places the organism in Eukaryota, Viridiplantae, Streptophyta, Magnoliopsida, Asterales, Asteraceae. The record is from the annotation of a GenBank genome assembly.